This is a messenger RNA of Scatophagus argus, 3881 nucleotides long. RefSeq names its product lon peptidase 2, peroxisomal (gene lonp2). Gene Ontology annotation, cellular component: peroxisomal matrix. The coding region runs from base 301 to 2853 and encodes 850 amino acids. Gene Ontology annotation, molecular function: ATP hydrolysis activity; ATP-dependent peptidase activity; serine-type endopeptidase activity. NCBI's taxonomy places the organism in Eukaryota, Metazoa, Chordata, Actinopteri, Scatophagidae. The record is from RefSeq and is a predicted model, not a curated record. The transcript has 17 exons. Gene Ontology annotation, biological process: protein targeting to peroxisome; protein catabolic process; protein processing.
UAUCACUAAAUAUGAGCGGGGGAAAAUCGAAUAUUCCAUCUCUGGAUAAAGAAUGGUGCAAAAAUUUGUGUGAAAACAAACCCAACUGCUUUUAUUUGAGAAAAUAUCUUUAAAAGAGUGCUUUCGUUUCGCUUUUAACACUGAUAGUUAAUUGCGUAUAUAUUCUGGAGUCCAUUUUACUUUUAUUACGAAAGUUCUCACCGGAAGCGGUCUUUCAUUUGGCUUGCCCAUUUGACAAUGCGUAUUUGUUUGCGGGUUUCGCAUUAUAAACAACGACCCAGCUUCUGAAAACAUCGGACAAUGACAUCCGACGGUGGAAUUCAGAUACCGAGCCGUCUGCCACUGCUGCUGACCCAUGAAGGGGUACUCCUCCCCGGCUCAACCGUCAGGUUCAGCGUGGAUUCUCCGCGGAACAUGCAUCUGGUUAGCCAGCGGCUGUUGAGGGGAACUUCGCUGAAAAGCACAAUCAUUGGAGUGAUUCCCAACACUAGAGAUCCUGAGCACCUCACCGACGACCUACCCACGUUGCACAAAAUUGGUACAGCGGGGAUAGCAGUGCAGGUAGUGGGCAGCAACUGGCCAAAACCCCACUACACCCUCCUCAUUACUGGACUGUGUCGCUUUAGUGUGUCAAGUCUGCUUAAGGAGCGACCCUUUGUUCUGGCAGAGGUGGAACAGCUGGACAAACUGGACCAGUAUACGACCCCAGCAGCAGGUGUCACAGCAGAAGAUGGAGAGCUGGGGGAGUUGUCCACGAAGUUCUACCAGGCUGCUGUACAGUUAUUAGGUAUGUUGGACAUGUCUGUUCCAGUGGUGGCUAAGUUCAGACGUCUCUUGGACAGUCUGCCCAGGGAAACUCUACCUGAUGUGGUAGCCUCCAUGAUUCGCACCUCAAACAAGGAGAAACUACAGGUCCUGGAUGCGGUGAGCUUGGAGGAGCGAUUUAAAAAAGCUCUUCCCAUGUUGACCAGACAGAUAGAGGGGCUAAAACUGCUGCAGAAAACCAGGAAACGAAGUCCUGAUAAUGAGAAGAGGGUUUUAUCGGUGCGUAAAGGUGGAGUGUUUCCAGGUCAGCAGUUCAGCCUGGAUGGCGAAGAUGAAGAUGAGGAUGGCGAUGACAUUAUAGCUUUGGAGAGAAAGGUGCACGGCGCAAACAUGCCUGAUGCGGCGCUCAGAGUUUGCCUCAAAGAACUCAAGAGAUUGAAGAAGAUGCCUCAGUCCAUGCCUGAGUAUGCCCUGACCAGAAACUACUUGGAUCUAAUGGUAGAAUUACCAUGGAGCAAAAACACCAAAGACUGCCUAGACAUCCAAGCAGCCCGUACUCUAUUGGACAGUGAUCACUAUGCCCUGGACAAGCUGAAGAGACGUGUGCUGGAAUACCUGGCUGUCAGACAGCUGAAGCCUUCACUGAAGGGCCCCAUCCUCUGCUUUGUAGGGCCCCCAGGAGUCGGUAAGACCAGCGUGGGACGCUCCAUAGCCAGAACGUUGGGCAGAGAGUUUCACCGCAUUGCUUUGGGAGGCGUCUGUGACCAGUCUGACAUCCGAGGACACAGACGUACAUAUGUUGGCAGCAUGCCUGGCCGAAUCAUCAACGGUUUGAAGACAGUCGGCGUAAAUAAUCCUGUGUUCCUCCUGGACGAGGUGGACAAGCUUGGGAAGAGCCUCCAAGGAGACCCUGCAGCUGCACUGCUAGAGGUCCUGGACCCAGAGCAGAACCACAGUUUCACAGACCAUUACCUCAAUGUGGCCUUUGACCUCUCCCAGGUGCUCUUUAUUGCUACAGCGAACACCACAGCGACCAUUCCCCCGGCCCUGCUGGACAGGAUGGAGGUGCUGCAGGUACCAGGAUACACUCAGGAGGAGAGGGUGGAGAUUGCCCACCGUCACCUGAUCCCAAACCAGCUGGAGCAGCAUGGAUUAACACCUCAACAGCUGCAUAUACCACAGAAUACCACCCAGGAUAUAAUCAGCAGGUAUACCCGCGAGGCAGGUGUGCGCUCUCUUGAGAGGAAGAUCGGGGCAAUCUGCCGAGCAGUGGCUGUGAAGGUCGCUGAAAGUCACCAAGUCACCAAGACAGAGGCUUUGGCCCCUGAGUGCCCAACACAACAAAGAGGCAAGGCAGAUCCACCUGAGAUGCCCAUAGUGAUUGACCACAUCGCCCUGAAAGACAUCCUGGGACCUCCGCUGUUUGAAAUGGAGGUGUCUGAGCGGCUCACCCUCCCUGGUGUGGCUCUGGGCCUGGCCUGGUCUCCCCUUGGUGGGGAGAUCAUGUUUGUGGAGGCCAGUCGUAUGGAAGGAGAUGGUCAGCUCACUCUGACAGGCCAGCUGGGAGACGUUAUGAAAGAGUCAGCCCAUCUGGCUAUCAGCUGGCUCAGAACAAACGCUAAAAUGUACCAGCUCACCAACAGUGAGUUCACACAGAUGUAUACUUGGUGGGGGGGGGGGGAUCCGCUAGAAGGGACAGAUAUCCACCUCCACUUUCCAGCCGGAGCUGUCACCAAGGACGGCCCCUCUGCAGGAGUUACCAUAGUAACCUGCCUAGCCUCGCUGUUCAGUGGCCGAUUGGUCAGAUCAGACGUUGCCAUGACAGGAGAGAUCACGCUUAGAGGGUUGGUGCUGCCGGUGGGUGGGAUCAAGGACAAGGUCCUGGCAGCCCACAGGGCAGGAGUGAAGCGCGUCAUCCUGCCUAAACGUAACGAGAAAGAUCUGGAGGAGCUCCCAGCCAACGUCCGAGCCGACCUUGACUUUGUCACUGCCCGAACCCUUGACGAAGUGCUGAACACCGCCUUUGAUGGCGGGUUUCCGGGCACAUCCAGCACCCACACACACCCUCAGCUGAACAGCAAACUGUAACGCACUGAUGAAAAUACACACAUGCACACACACACAGAUAAUGGGAGGUGAGGAAAAGUGUUUCUGAAUAGUCCUAACGGAGCAGAGUCUUUCGUGUUUCAGCUUGGUCAUCUGCAGUCUAGUAAUCAGUUUUCCCUGAUACUCAGUUGCAGUUAAUACGAGUGCACAGCUGUAAUUGAUCUUUAACCUUCUUUAAAGUUUGAGCUUGAGAUUUUCAUUUUUAAAGGAUUAAGACAUUUAAGAGAUAAUUUGAGGUUAAGUCAAAACCUGGAGGAGAAUUUAGUUUACAUGGAUAAUUAUGUGAAGUUAUAAUGGUACAACAUUUGUUAAUCACACAUUAGCACAGUCUGACCAUUCACAGCCAACCAGAUUCAGUUAACAUCAUUACUAAAGUUAAUGCUUUUUGAAGUUGGCUCCUCUUUUCUUGGAUAUUUACAUCGUAUUAAUAGCACUGCUUUAGCCAAGGCAAGCGGACAGGAGUUCAUGAAGGCCGCAACACAGUGGCAAGCAGUUAAUGAUGAAGUUUGUUACAGUUUGUGCUGAAAAGAUCAAAUCAGUCUGCUUAGAUGGUUAGCUGUGUUCAGGUAGUCUGGAGACCUGUAGCCUGUUUGAAUGAUUGAGUUUAAUCACACACUGUAAUCCAGUGCAGCUUGGCAUCAGCUAUGGUGGAUAUUUUUCUUUUGGAACUGCAGAUUUUGUAGUGUAUUACCUGUGCUUUAGAACAACCAACAAUAAAGGACUGCAGUUAGUUUGAUCAUACAGUAUGUAUCAGAUCCCAUACUGAGGACCUGCCUGCAUGAGGUGUGGAAAUAGUUUGACUACCAAAAUAUUCUUCUGUGACAGAAUGUUAACCCAAAUGCCAUUUUUGCAGUACACAAUGAAUCACACCCAUUUAAUGUCUGGAAUUCUAUGCAUUUGUGUGCCAGGCUCACAUAGAGGACGUGAUAAAAUGUAUACUUUAAUAAAUAAUAUGAAAGAUUAGAGAUGUAAUAUAUAUAACAUUUCUGUAUUAAAAUAUCUAAAAACAA